AUGGUUCCAUUAAAUUCCUAUUGCUUUGUGGAGGAUGCCGCGUGUGUCAUUAUCCGCGAGGACGCCGUGCGCAGUAUCCGCUCUGCUGGAUGCAAGCCUACCGAAGAGCAAUGCAAUAAGGAACCUAGUCUUAUGGAUCGGUUGUUGUUGUUUCUGGGUCGUUCGCUUGUCCUCACUAGGCGUACUCUCUACGUACUUUUAUGUGUGACAUCAAAUGCAACUUCCAGCAGCUAUGAUUCUGUUGGCGGCGACGACCCGUGUGGCGAUGCCGCAGGCUUUGUUUCAUGCGGGCCAGAGGCAUGGAGGCUCAUUGUGUGUCUCAGUACGAAGUUAUGGGAUCUAGCGCGCAGGCUUGAGGUGCAAACUGUCCCCAUCGUGCUUCCCUGGAUGGUUCAAUCUCAGUCUCCUGCCCAUGUAGAAGCAAACGACUGGGCUCCCCACUGGAGCCACUGCGUGCUUAAAGCACGGACAGCUGUGAUACGCCACUAUGUGUUAACUGCCAGAUUGAAUCUAUGGUGGCCCGCCAUGGAAGACGCUGAGCUCGCAACUGCAGUCCCGCUUAUUGUGGAUGAUGGUUCAUUUACAGACAAAGAAACCUGCGCUAUAUGGCCACGGCACUGCCAUCUGAGUCCACUCUAUACAGAUCCGCCUACUUACCACAUGAAGGAUGCCACACCUGGGAUAGUGGUGAAUGGCCACAGUUCACAUGAUGCUGCUUCAACUACGCCCGAGGGAAUGUGCAACUACUCGGCCUCGUCGCGGCAUGCGAUACAUGUAAACGGACAUAUUGCAAAGCAAGAAGAUGUUGUAGAGGUCCCCACCGUGACAGCUGGUUUCACAGGAUCAGCAGAGGAUAAAAAAGAUGGCCCUGGCUUCAAGUUCAAGUAUACAGUUGUCGCUGGGACAUUUGACCGACUGCAUGGUGGCCACCAGUUACUGCUGGCUGCGGCAAUGUUGGCCUCUAGUGACGCAGUGGGUUUGGCUGUUACCUCUGGCCCUAUGCUUGAGAAGAAGGCAGCAUCUCCUGAGGAUGCGGCAGCAGCCGGCAUCGAGCCGUUUGCCUACCGGCUUCACGCUGCGGCUGCCUUCCUGCAGCUCGUUGGAGCCUCUGCAGGUCGUGAGCUUUCUAUUAGGGGUUUCAGAGAGGCCAUUCAGGAGGAGCAUGGAAGCGUGUCUGCCCAACCCCAGUUCAAAGAUCCGGAUUUGGGAUUGCUGAAUACGUUUAGUACGGGGUUGGAGGCACUACCACCAGUUGUCGAGUUACAUUCAUCAACGAGGCGGGCGCAGCUACAGAUCUUCAGAAUAACGGACCCGGUGGGUCCUGCCGACCGGCUCGCCUUUGACUGCCUGGUAGCUUCGCCAGAGACCCUGAAAGGGGCCCAUGCAGUAAACUCUAUUCGCAAAAGGCUGGGAUACGAUCCCGUAUUUGUCCUCACGGUGGAAAUUGUGCCGAUAUUCGCCGAGGUUGCUCCACACAUUGCUGCAACACUUACGGCAAGCUUGCCUUCCUUCCUAAAUUGGAAGGGAAGGCUAGAUGAAACUGAGUCUAGCGUCGAGAGCUCAACGGAGGCCGAGGCACGUGCAGACAAUGUGGUGCAAGCAGACCGUCUGGUGGCAGGAGAUGCCAAUGGGGAUGCCUACCCUCUCGUAUUUCAAGUAGCCGCCGAAUCUUCAGGCAAUCUGGUGGAGGCUAGUCGGAGGAAGCUGGGGUCUACUGAAUUGCGCAAGAGGCAGCUGAGCUGUUUGCGAUGCAGAUCGAUUGUAUGGUUGUACACGCGGUUUAAGGCGGCCUGGAAGUGGUUAGUAGGAUCGUUGAGUGGUGAGCAAGUGGCCUCACGGGAGUCCUCUGCCGUCAUGUGGAGGCUUCUCUGUGCUGAACACGCAGUACCAUGGAGAAGGCUGCAUACUCUAAGUCGGCUGGAGCGGGCCUUGAAACGGCUGGAUGAAGUCAAGUCAUCUGCGCGGUCUGAGCCAGUUGUGCUAUGUUUGUUCUUGGGUUCGCUGUUGGCCUCUCCCUGCCGUUAUAUUAGUUUAAAGAGAGUUUCUUCUCCAGGCUACAGCUGCAGCUCACAAGCAGAAGAUCAUUGCGUUUCCACCUGUACUGCUGCCACUUGGAGCUGCGAUUUGGAAAAUGAAGCGUGGGAGAGGUCCGUAAGAGGCCUGGUGGCCGAAAUUAAGUUGGCUGCAAAAGCAACACCAACACAGGCUCAAGGGCAAAUAAACGGACCGUCUUCAGUCGGCAGCGCGUCGCCUGGCAGCGUCGGGCUCGAGGAACGUUGUGCUUUGCUUACCUGCCUUCUUUGGAAGCAGCGCGCCGCCUCUCUUGCCACAUUGGCCCCAGCAUCCAAUAUAAGACGCACUUUGCAUGAGAACACGUUGGAGGAUCGAGCCGACUGGGAAAGAGGAGAGUUGGUACGGGUUAUACGCCGCUUGGAGCAGUUAGAGUGCACCGGUAGCGCUGUAAUGCAGGCGACGCAACUGCGAAACCUGCGAGAGGAAUACUUUUUUGUAGAAGCCGGUAUUUUCACCAGAUGUAGAGCACUUCAGCUACAGGAGUUGCUGACGGAUACAAGCACCUUCGACUGCCUGAAGUUUGAGGAGGUCCAGCAGGCCAGGGCCAACGUUGAACAUGAGCUUAAGGCACUAAGCAAUGACGACAGCACAACGUGCUGA
Cyclospora cayetanensis is the source of this 2673-nucleotide messenger RNA. RefSeq lists its product as uncharacterized. The transcript has a single exon. The record is from RefSeq and is a predicted model, not a curated record. Lineage: Eukaryota; Apicomplexa; Conoidasida; Eucoccidiorida; Eimeriidae. Bases 1 to 2673 code for a protein of 890 amino acids.